This is a messenger RNA of Aplysia californica (California sea hare), 5863 nucleotides long. RefSeq names its product SH3 domain-containing kinase-binding protein 1. NCBI's taxonomy places the organism in Eukaryota, Metazoa, Mollusca, Gastropoda, Aplysiida, Aplysiidae. Gene Ontology annotation, molecular function: protein binding. The record is from RefSeq and is a predicted model, not a curated record.
CAUGUCUGCUAGGCCUGGAGUAGAGUAAGGAAAUCUUAGCUGUCAUGUGGGCGUUAUCAACACAUUUUGCGUUGGUGUCUCAUUUUCGUUUGUUCCUAGCAUUUGGCUUUCUAAAGACUGUUUUCUGAUGAGGAAUACGAUAGCAUGCCCGGCACUAGGACAAGGUCUGGGCCUAUCACUACAACUACUGCAGCUUCAAGUUCAAGAAAGGCAUUCCGAGAUGAUCAGUUUCUAAAUCUCAAAAUUAAAAACAACUGUUUUGUUUGGAGAAAUUUGGAUGAUUCAGCAGGCUAUUUUUACCAGUACCACAAACCAUUUGUGUUUAAAGUGAAAGCUUUUCCCAGAGGCAGAGAUAAAACCAGCUCUAGAAAAAUGAUUCUUCCGAUGAUAUUGGAGGCUGUGGUGGAGUAUGAGUACAAGGCAGAGCAAGAGGACGAGCUCAACCUGAAGGUUGGAGAUGUCAUCAGCAAUGUGCAGACAGCUGAGGGGGGCUGGUGGGAAGGGGAGCUCAAUGGCAAGAAGGGCAUGUUCCCCGAAAACUUUGUAAAGCUUGUGAAGCGAAGAGAAUCACCCCCUUCGAAAAAAGAAGAGAAACAAAUAGCAACUCAGCGCAAAUCUGUGAGAGAACUGGCGAAUAAAUUUAAAGAUGGCGUCCCAAUGGGGGCUCCACCCAAGAAAAAAGAGAAAAAGAAAAAGUGCAAAGUGUUGUUUGAGUACAAGAGAGAAAAUGACGAUGAACUGGAUCUGAAUGUGGGCGACUUUGUGGAGUUUCACAAACAGGUGGAAGAAGGAUGGUGGGAAGGCAGCAUUAAUGGGAAGCACGGCGUCUUCCCCUCCAACUUUGUGGAGAUGGUCGAAGAGUCAGGGUCCUCGGAGGAGACCAUUCCGUCUGCCCAGGCCCAGGCUCCGGCCCCGGUUGCGCCCCCUGCGGUACCUGCGGAGGAGAAAGAUAAGCCCAACGCCGCUGAAAAAGAAGAGUUCCAAGCCAUCAGAGGGAAAAAGGUUGUGGGCGUUGGCCUGGGCAACAUAUUUGGAAGUGGCCCCAUCAAAUUACGGUCUACUGCAGAUGGCAAAAUGAAGGAGGAGCCCGCUCGACCUGCUAAACCCGGUGACACAGACCCAGCCCCAGAGGCGGCCAAACGAGAGAAGGCCAACACAUUGGAGCGUGCAGUGGUGCGGUUUUCAUACAACGCUGAGCAGCCAGAUGAGCUGUCCCUGGAAGAAGGCCAGGUCGUUCGCAUCCUUGAGAAAGAGCUGGAGGAUGACGGCUGGUGGAAGGGAGAGGUCAACGGCAAGGUCGGCGUCUUCCCCGACAACUUUGUGGAGCUCGUUCCCCCGGAGGAGCCGAGCAGACCGAAGAAGCCCCCACCCCCUGCAGCCUCUUCCAAACACGUGUACCCCAAACUGCCCGAGAAGACUUCUGUGGGAGAUGGAGAAGAAAAGUCGAAACCUGAACACAGUGCACCUGCUCUCAGCAAAAAACCUCAAGCCCCGCCCCCCAUCGGCAAGAAGCCCAGUGCCAAGCCCGAGCCCCCCCUCCCCGCCCGGCCCGCAACCUCCUUGAAGGACCACAAGACUUCGGGACCAUCGAAAGACAGCAAAACCCCCAGUGCCCCAGCCUCCAGUCGAGAGAACCACACAGUCGAAUACGGCGAACAGGAAGGACAGUUCGAAGGCAUUGAGCCAUCUGCUCAGAAACUGACGCACCUGACGGCGAACAGAGCCAAGGGACCGAAGAAGCGACCGCCUUCCACGGUUCUUACACUUAACGAAGGGGAGGUGAAGGAGGAAGCGCCCCCUGAACCACCGCGACCGGGCCACUCGCAUCUGGCGGACAAGUCGAGUCUGUCACAGGCAGGGUCGUCAGAGAGGCCACACCCACCUCCCAGCAGCCAUAAAGACAAACAUCCCCACCAUCUGCCUCCAACACCCAGACGAACAAACUGUUAGAACAGCUGCAGAGGGAGCUGCAGGAACUCAAGGCCAACUCGGUGAGCAAGGCUGCCUUCAACGAACUGCGCGCCGAGCACGACCGGCUCAAGCUGGAGUUCGAGAACUUCAAGAACCACCACACCAAGAAGCUUCGCGACGUCAUCCUGGAGGUGGACGAGGAGAAGAAGCUCCGACUAACUACGGAAGUGGAGAUUCAGAGGGUGAAAAAGUGGAUGGCCGAGACGAACGUUUGAAUGGGGGCUAGCUGUGUAGUCGGUGUUAUUUAAAAAGUUUUUUUUUUUGUUUUUUUUGUUGAAUACAGAAAAUGAGUAGGUCUGAGAUGUUCCUGUUAAAAAAAAUGGGUUAUUGUCAGCAUGUUGCGUAUAUGGCUGUUUUAGGAAGCUGCGUUUUCCAUUUUGUGUGUAUGGCUGUUUUAGGAAGCUGCGUUUUUCCAUUGUUUUAGGAAGCUGCGUUUUCCAUUUUGUGUGUAUGGCUGUUUUAGGAAGCUGCGUUUUUCCAUUGUUUUAGGAAGCUGCGUUUUCCAUUUUGUGUGUAUGGCUGUUUUAGGAAGCUGCAUUUACCAAGUUGUGUGAAUAUCAACGCUGUACAAAAAGCUGCUUCUUGUUUUCGUUUGACAAAAAACCAGCCACUUCUCUGUCUCUUUCAGUCAGUUUCUCAUGCGGGGGUCACGUUUGCGUGAGCGUGUGGAAGCUCUGACUGCGUUGUGAUCUAGUAAGUGGUGACUUAAGUUUUUUUUUUUGUUGUUAAAACAUGCUGCUAGGCUUUUGAAAAGUUUUUUGGGGCUUGCCCGAAGGAGGCUUGCUUUGAUAUUGAUUCAGUAGCAAUGUCUUUACUGCUGUGACAAUGUUUCAGUGACUUUAUCUAGGAAGUGCUAGGUUGACUACUUAUAGACAUUUUUAGUUUUGUAAUUUGAAAACAUUUUGUUGGUGCAAUAUGGUGCUUGCUUUGUGCUAUUGUUUAUUAUUUUUCUAAAACAUUUUUUUUUCAACUCUGAGUGUAGACUUGAAAGGAUGUUGUGUGUCUGCCAGGGCUUUUCUUUGUGAUUGUGUAGCUCCCCGUAAGAGAGACUAGUUCUUGGAAUAUAUAUAUUUAUUAUUAAUCUCUUCCUUCCACUUUUCUUUCAAAAGCAUUUCAUCAAAAAUUUUCUCUUUGGUGUGUUUAUGAUGACAUAUUUCUCCUUGUAUAUGUUAUAGUAACAAAUUGGAAAAGAUUUUUGUGUGAGUGCAAGCCCUCUGCGACUGAGAUUUGAUCUGAACCUAACGUCUGGGUAGACGUGGAAUAUGUGUAUAAUUUUGUCUUUUUCUCCCAUGAAUGUCUGCUUUUCUGCAAAAUGUUUCCGCUUUUCCCCUUUCUGUUGAUCCACCGCAGAUCAUAGUCAUUCCAUGGAAGCAAGUCUUGCUUUGCUCAGCUUUACUUUUCGUUUAUUUUCCUCUUGCUGUUUUGGCAAAUGUCUCAGUAUCUCAACUCUGCAUUCCAUGUCUUGGUUUAGAGAGAGAGAAAGUAAGCUGGUAUCGCGAAAGUUAAUUGUGUGAUCUGUUCUUUUUUCAUGGAAAAGGACAGAUGUCAGUUUUCUGGUACAAAUGGACGAUGUUGGUCACAAUUGAGAAAGAUUAAAAAAAAAUUUGUACGUUGUUGUGAAGGGGUAUGACUCAUACUUGACUAUGCUGGGGCUUAACUGUUCAUCGGUCACCUUACGGGCUGGGAUGGAGAGGUUGAAGAAGUCGAGGUCUUGCCUGUAGAGAAACAAUGUACUUUGGUGAUGUAUGCUUCACCCUUUCCCUUCUGAAAUUUUGUUUCUGCAGUCUUUUGUUACUUCUUUUUAUGAAACAAUUCUCUCUCUCUCUCCCCAUCGCUCUCUCUCUUCUGGCGCCAUGGUUUCAUAAGCGGUCAGUGAUACCGACAGCACGCAGGAACUCUACACUUGCUCGGGGGUCCUUAAAAGAGUGCUGAAUGUGGGCCAGUGAAAUGUCCCAGCAGGCGUGUUAUGAAACAAUUAGAGGGGGAGGAUUAUAUAACGUGAAUCAUGUCUGAGCUGGGUGCUUACGAGUCCCCGCCGGUCGAGGUUUUUGCUACACCGCUGAUAUUCUUCUAUAGUGUCAGUUGCCUCGGAUCUACCUCUUUUUUAUGGUCACUGUUUUUCACUUAUUGGCUUAACUUGUGGAGCAACCCUAUGAUUUUCAGGUGAUUUGCGAUCUUAUCAUAAAAUAUCAAGAGGUGUACAGGAUGAAUGUGGCAUCUUUUCUGAAACUCCAACAUCAGUAUUUAUUCAUAUCAUUGAACAGUUUAAUUGCUACAAGGGCAUGGAUGUUUCAGAAUCAUGAACUCAUUCAGAUAAAUUGUCCUUUCCUAUGCAGAAUCAUGAAUUCAUUCAGGCAAAUUUUUUUUUCUAUGUUAUUUGUAAUCUUAUUCAUGCGCUCCACUGGUAAAAAACGAAACUGCCGUAAAUAAUUAGUUUAAUAUCUAUUUUCCUCCUGGCCAUUGCUGUGUGUCGCUAGCUUGGUGUGGCUGUCAUGUUUUUGUUAUUGUGAGACUUCUAUUUCUGUACUUCACAACUGAAAUGGUUGUUAGAAACAGUGGUUGGUAUCAAUCUGCCAUGCUGUGAUGCAGCCCUGUAUUUCUUGAUUAUGCAACUUGCUCUUAACCCUCUUAGUGUUAAGCCAUUUGUACCAUUACUGCCCUUUGGUGCUGGGUUCAUUUGAGAAAAAUGCCAAUUUUCAACAUGGUUAUUAAAAAAAACUAAUAUCUUUCUUAUAUAUAUAAUUUCUAAUUACAGUAAGAAGGAAAAAUGUGUCUUAAAUAAUGAACUCCCCUUAUGUCUGGUCAGAUAUGUUUUUUUAAAUGAUGUUUUUGUUGUUGUUGGUAUAAAAAUCCUCAUCUUUUUUAGUCCAGCCUGUUUUGAGAUCAGCAGGAAUAUCGACGUGGUAGUCUAAUCUGCAGAAUAUCCGGUCAGGAUUUUAUCUUUCAAUCUCUCGAUGGGAUAAUUGUCAGCCAGCUGACAUGCUAGUUUCUUUUAGUGUAAGGAUAGGAAAUGUGUUUGUCGUCUUUCAUUUUGCUUUACAUAAGGUUUGACAGGUUGUGAGAUGUCCUGGUGAAACUGAUUCGCGCACAUAUCCUCUUUCCUUUCCUAUAUGAGAGCACUGUAUGAAGGUUACAAUCAGUUCAUUAUUUUGAAUACACAUUUAUGGGUGCCUGCGGUGUAGCGGUUGGUGCUUUGCUGUUGCACAGAACAGACACGAGUUCGAUUCCCGAGUGGGGGAAGUUUAUUAAGCAUCUCGGUCUUUCUGCCAGGAUGUUGUAUCCUUCUCGGUACGGGUUGGCCCCGACGGGGAGGAUCAAAAGCCCGCCUCCUAAUUGAUCUAAAUUGUGUCGAUAGGGGUGUGAAAACACGUACAGAAAAAAAUGUGGUCAGAAUCUCUCUUUCCACUGAGAGCAUCAGCUGAAUCGAGCUAAUGAUUCACAAUUGUUUUCCAGAUUGUAUUUUGCCAUAAAAUGUCGGUCUUCUAACUUUUCUUUUAAAGCCAUGUAUCUGUCGGCGCCAUCAUGCAAGAUGCCCUUUAUUAUGUUACAGCUGCUUUUUUAUCUGUGCAUGUAUUGUGUGUAGUGAUGUGAAAUGUGGCUGAAUUGUUCUGAAAUUGGGCCUGUUUUCUUUCUGGAAUGGCCUGUUUUCUUUCUGGAAUGUCCUGUUUAUGGUUUUUGAGUUGCUGUACAAAUCACCACAACUACAGCAGCAUUUACCGGUAUCAAGAGAUGUGCAUAUCUACUUUUCCUACUGUUUUUGGCACAGAAUGUUCACACAAGUAACUUCUUCAUGAACGCAAUGCCCACACCUUUUUUUUUUUUUUGGGGUGUUUUUGUUUUUUGACUGAUGGUAUAAUGCAAAGUAGAGGUAAAUGAGCCAUGUUUACACGAG